Molecule: messenger RNA, 1539 nt
Organism: Xylaria bambusicola
Lineage: Eukaryota; Fungi; Ascomycota; Sordariomycetes; Xylariales; Xylariaceae
Product: kinase-like domain-containing protein
Exons: 4
Coding region: 114-1217 (367 amino acids)
Biological process (GO): mitotic DNA damage checkpoint signaling; protein phosphorylation
Cellular component (GO): nucleus
Molecular function (GO): protein serine/threonine kinase activity; ATP binding
Source: RefSeq, a predicted model, not a curated record
AUUUGAUUUGUUUGUUUACUGAUUCCUCGUUUUCUUUGACUCCUCACCAAAUAUUGCUUUGCUUCAUUUGGUGAACGUUCAUCGACGAAACAACACCCCGAGAAGUAUAUAAUAUGCGCGGCGCGGCGAUUCCGCAAUCAUUGACCGCGCUUCAGCCUUUGGCUACCGUCUCCAGAACCGGCCUGUCGCACUCGAGACAGGCACUCAACGGCAUCGUCCACGGCAGUGCCCGCCAUGCUAGCACCGUCGAGCACUCGUCUGUGCUACCUCCCGAACUAAUCGAGCCGGGUGUGAUAUUGAGAGGUUACUCUGGAAAGGAGUACACGAUUCAAAAUGUGCUGCAGGACAGACAGAACCGCCAGGUGUAUCUGGCAAGGGCCAAUGAGAAGAUGUUUGUAUUGAAAAGCCUCUUCGAGAAGGACUACAAUUACUCGUUGCCCCUACAGCUGAGGUUCAACCAAUCUCCGUAUCUGAGGGCCCUGAGGGACACUGUCCCUGAGCAGAACAUGUUCGUCAAUGAGUACUUAACAGACCAUCUUCUCAACUUCGCUUUCAAAAAUAUUUCUUUGGCGACGCACAAGCGCAUUCUCAGAGAUACGUUGCGAGGGCUGGCUACCUUGCAUGCUCAGAACAUUGCUCAUUUGGAUGUCAAGGCGAACAACAUCAUGGUUGACUACCGGGAGACACCGGAGGGCAUUGUUGUAGACCGGGUUCAAUUGUCAGACCUGGAAGACUCUACCCACAUCCCCCCGGGACAGGCGCUUAACGGUCUUCAAGUUGGCAACGAGCUAUGGCGGAGCCCUGAGGCGCACGUUCAAGGUGCAGUAGGCAAGCCAUCGGACAUCUUCUCCCUGGCGAUAGUUUUCAUCUUCCUCCGCCUACGCAGCGUCAUUUUCCUUGCUGAUGGCGAGCGCAAGCUUGACCCUACUACGGACAUCUUGACGCGGCAAAUCUCAUAUUUCGCAAACUGGAAUGACUUCGACGGAUUCAUGAAGUACCUCGGACGACAACACCCUUGGACAUCUACUUUGUCAAGGAUAGCAGAUUCAUUCGACGAAAAAAAUCCGCGUCGUCCUUUCGCUCUCUGGAAGAGCGACCUUCUUGACGCCGAUUUCAAGGACCUCAUCAGCAAGAUGACGAACUUCGACCCGCGGAAGAGGAUUACAGCCGAGGAGGCUCUCAAUCACCCGUGGUUCGCGGACGCCGCUGAUGAGUGAUAGAGCAAUAUUUCAAUUUUGGAAGAUAUCCAAACGGAACGAGGACAACAGGAUCGAUCAUCUGCCUUUUUCUCUACUUUGUGGGAGUUUUUAUCUUUUUUUACAGGAGCAUCGGCGUUAUCUAGACAUUUGGGCAACAUAGACAUGGGUUCAACAUCAGAAAGAUGUUUCAUAGAGGGAAAAAAGAGAAGGACAUUAGAGAGCCUCAUCGGAUGCCUGGCUAGGCAAUGGGGAAACUGGACUGGACCGGACCAGAUACCAGAUCGGAUUGGGAACUUGAUACCUAGACUCUAGACUUAGACCGCAUAGACGCGCAUGCUAU